Messenger RNA from Cuscuta campestris, 1041 nucleotides. The record is from the annotation of a GenBank genome assembly. Lineage: Eukaryota; Viridiplantae; Streptophyta; Magnoliopsida; Solanales; Convolvulaceae.
CGGCUCUUUACUUUAUCUUACCGCGAGUAGACCGGAUAUCAUGUACUCCGUUUGUAUAUGCGCUAGGUAUCAAUCAUGUCCUAAAGAGUCGCACUUGGUUGCGAUCAAAAGGAUAAUGCGAUAUCUCGCGGGCACGUUGAACGUAGGUCUUUGGUAUCCCAAAGGUUCGACAUGUCAUCUUGUUGGCUAUUCCGACUCGGAUUUUGCAGAGGGAAGAUGCCAAGGACCAAGAACGUCGCCUCGCGUCAGGAAACAGCGGCAGCGGCGCAAGAGGAAGAACGUCCAUGGCGUAAGGAAGGAACCAAAUACUUCCACAUUCAAACCGGGCUUGCCUUCAGGACGGGAGCAUCAGUUGAGAGGUUCCACAACAACUUUCUCACGAAGGAAAUCGUCUCACCAAAGAUUGUGGACAAGGACCUCUUCAAAUCGGCGACCUAUGCCCCGAGUAAGUCCAUUUUUGCUCAGCAAAAGUUGCUUCGUUUUAUUCACUUGACAAACUCUAGCAACCCGAGUGUCAUCAACCUCACUUUGAUUCAACGCAUUCAACAAUACAUCUUCUCUUAUGUUUUGUUGCCCCGUGAUUCGAACCAUGGCGUUGUCAACAAGGAUGAUAUUCGUUUGUUUCACGUCCUGUUGAACGAUGUCAAAUUUGAUUGGGUUCACUUCUUUGUCGUUGCACUGAGUGAUGGUACUCGUUUUUCCCAUCUCCGUUUUGCCAUCCCGAUCAUGCAUAUCCUUGCUCGUAGCAAAGUGGAUUUUACUCGGGACACUCAGGUACCGGUGAAGAAGACUUGCUAUAUCACGGAAGCCAAGUUCACCCGGAUUGUCUACCGCGAGGAAAAUGAGCAAAAUCUGGAUUUGGUCAUUCCAGAUGAAGUGUAGAGAGAGACAGAAGCUGAGUCAUCUCAGGCCGGAGGAAGUCGAACCACGGAACGCGUCACUCGUCAACGCAAGACUCGUCCGAGAGAAGAAGCACACAACCUUCUUGGGUGAAGAGAAUCUUUGAUACUCUCACUUGCUCAACGAGAGGAUGACUCGUAU